This is a messenger RNA of Erinaceus europaeus (western European hedgehog), 2452 nucleotides long. RefSeq names its product retinoic acid early transcript 1E (gene RAET1E). The transcript is spliced from 4 exons. The record is from RefSeq and is a predicted model, not a curated record. Lineage: Eukaryota; Metazoa; Chordata; Mammalia; Eulipotyphla; Erinaceidae. The coding region runs from base 57 to 773 and encodes 238 amino acids. Gene Ontology annotation, cellular component: external side of plasma membrane. Gene Ontology annotation, biological process: positive regulation of T cell mediated cytotoxicity; antigen processing and presentation of endogenous peptide antigen via MHC class I via ER pathway, TAP-independent; antigen processing and presentation of endogenous peptide antigen via MHC class Ib.
GGCAUAUCCAACCACCUGGCAUCUUCUGCAGGUCACUGUCCUAAACUGCUGGGAAGAUGAAGCUGGCAGCUCUCACUGCAGGGUUUGGACUGAUUCUGCUGCUGCUGGAAGCCAGGGAGACUCUGGGAGGUGCUCACUCUCUCUGCCUCAACCUCACUGUCAGAUCUCAGGCCUCACCUGGACAGCCCUGGUGUGUUGCCCAGGGCUCAGUGGAUGGAAAGCCUUUCCUUCAGUACGACAGUGACAGCAGCAAGGUCACACCUGUGGGUCUGCUGGGGGAGAAGGUCAAGGACACCAAAGCAUGGAGAGAUGUGGCCCAAACUGUGAAUCUCAUGGGAAGAGAGCUUAGGAAGCUUUUGUCUGACAUGUACCAGAAGAAAUGCCUGAGCAGAGGUCCCCCCAGCCUGCAGGCCCAGCUGUGUUGUCAGAGGGAAGCAGGAGAGUGCACUGGUGCAUCCUGGGAGUUCAGCAUCGAUGAACAGAGAGCCCUCAUUGACAUGAUGACCAUGAACUGGACAGUCAUUGACCCUGGAGCCAGAGGGAUCAAGAGUGAGUUGGUGGACAACAGUGACUUGGCAGAGGAUUUCAAGAGGAUCUCCAUUGGAGACUGCAGUCAAUGGCUUAAGGGAUUCCUAGAGCACUGGGAGAAAAUGUUGGAGCCCACAGUGAUCCCAGAUGCCUCCAAAUCAUCUCCAUCCACCUCGCCAAUCACAAGGAUCCACCCAAUGAUCUUCAUGUGUUCAGUGCUGAUGACCGUUUGGCUGCAGAUGUAGAGAAAGUGAGUCAAAAGAAAGAGUGCAGUGACUGACCCAGGCAAUCACAUAUGUCUACUUGGUAGGAACAGUGACAUUACCUCUUUUAAAAGUGAAUUCCCACUUAGCAGAGUGGUAUGCAUUGAUUGUGUUGCCUUAAGAGAUCUGCUGAAGCCUGAACCCAGUAGCUCAGUCUGUGAGCUUGUGUGAAGCAGGUCAUUCGUGAAGGUGGAGUCUUUAGGCGACUCUGAGUCAAUAUGAGUUUUCCUUACAAGAAAUGAAUUUAGCGCCUGGGUGGUGGCGCAUCUGACUGAAAGCAUGUUACAAUGUGCGAGGACCUGGGUUCAAGCCCCCAGUCCCCUCCUGCAGGAAGAAAGCCUCAAGUAGUGAAGCAAUGCUGCAGGUAUCUCUCUGUCUCUCUCCCUCUCUGUUUCCCCCUUCAUCUAGGUUUCUGGCUGUCUCCAAUAAAUAAAGAUAAAUUUUAAAAAGUUGUUUAAAAAAGAAAUGAAUUUGGACUCAGGAACGUGUAAGUAUGACAACAGUGAGAAUAUGAAAACAAACAUAAAGAAGACAUGUGACGAUGGAGGCGGAGAGGGUGUGAGCACUGCCGGGGCUGGACAGCCUCAGAGGGAAGGGGCCCUGCUGACUCCUGGAUCCUGCGCUUCAGUCUCACCUGCUCUGCCUGGGACUGUGAUGCUGUGAUUCAUAAUGAAUGAAAUCCACUAAACUUCAUCUCCUUUCUGGCAUAGAACUGUUUUUAUUUAACUUUGAGAUUCAGGUCUCUGAUGUUAGAUUUUCAAACUACGAAACAAACACUAGCUUGGAUAGAGAAUGUUCAAGCAAAGACCAGUGUUGCAAGAACAGUUUUUAAGACUCUUUUAUAUGUUCUUAUAUACAAGGCAUUUCUAUAUAUAAAAUGCAUAAUACUUUUACUUAUAACACAUUUACACAUACACUCUUGUGCCUUUUUUAAAUGAUGAUAUCCUCUUUUUUUAAACUUUUUUUUGGUUUGUUUUCUCACCCUUCAUAUAUAUCUUGAGCUUCAUUAAUUUGGUGUUCGUGUUGAGAGACUCUUGUUGCUAUACUUUAUAUCAGCCACUGUAUGACCUGUGUUUCUCUGAAAGAUAAAUAGAUACUAGAUAGUUUCAUUCAUGACUUGAAACACCUGACCUUGUUUUAAAAGAAAGUCAAACUAUUACUAAGAUUUUGUGAAAACUAUGGUAGUUAUUAUCCUUGGGGGCAGACAAAAGACAGUGGUAGUGAGUGCACUGUGGAGCUAUUAUUGAGUCACUAAUAAAAAUACAUCUAAAAAGAAUAGCUGGAUCCUGUUUAUCUUUUUAUUAAUCCACCCACUAUCUAUCUUCUCAUUGGUGACUUGAGGCUACUCACAGUGAGGGAGCUUGUCCAUAUAUUUCAUGUGUUUUCCUUAUUUCUCUUCGAUUUUUUUUUUCUUGCAGUUUGAUACACUUGUGGCUUCCUUUCCUCUAUUUGCAUCUAUCUGCUGUCUCAUCUGAAUGGCUUCCCAUAGAAAUUUCCUCACUUACUUCUUUCCUUUUUUUUUAAGUCUUUUGUUUAAUAUUUAUUUAUUUGUUUAUUCCCUUUUGUUGUCCUUGUUGUUUUAUUGUUGUGGUUAUUAUUGUUAUUGUUGUCAUUGUUGUUGGAUAGGACAGAGAGAAAUGGAGAGAGGAGGGGAAGACAGA